UGAACAUACAAAUGCAAGCUCUACAAACAUUCAAAAAAUAAAAGGAAGAAGAAGAACAAUACCCUCUUCUUCUUUGUCACAAAUAAAUAAAAUUCCCCCAAAAACAAAAUAAAAGAAUAUUUCAAAAAAAAAUAUAUAUAUAAAAAGGGGAACAACAUGGAGAGAACUAGUUUAAUGAUUGUGGCUUUGUUGGUUAGUCUCUCAGUAGUUGCGGUGAAAGCCGAGGAUCCUUAUGUGUUCUACGAAUGGAAUGUUACUUAUGGAACGAUAUCUCCAUUGGGUGUGCCUCAACAGGCUAUCCUUAUCAAUGGACAGUUUCCAGGACCUAGGAUCAACUGUACCUCCAAUAACAAUAUUGUUGUCAAUGUGUUUAAUCAUCUUGACGAGCCAUUGCUCUUUACGUGGAAUGGUAUCCAGCAAAGGAAGAACUCGUGGCAGGAUGGUACCCCAGGAACCAUGUGUCCUAUCAUGCCGGGUACAAAUUUCACCUACCGUUUCCAGGUCAAGGACCAGAUCGGUAGCUUCUUCUACUUCCCAACAACAGACUUGCAUCGUGCUGCUGGUGGUUUUGGUCCUAUCAAUAUCCAUAGCCGUAACCUUAUCCCUAUUCCUUUCGCUAGACCUGCACCUUCCGAUGAAUAUGAUGUCUUCGUUGGUGAUUGGUACAACAAGGGUUAUAAGUCCUUGAAGAAGAUCUUGGAUGAGGGACGUACUUUUGGCAGGCCUGAUGGCAUCCACAUUAAUGGAAAGUCACUCAAGGUUGGCGAUAAGGAUGCGCAGCCGCUCUUUACUGUGGAGGCUGGUAAGACUUAUAGGUACAGAUUCUGCAAUGCCGGUUUGAGGACAUCAGUUAAUGUCAGGUUUCAAGGUCACCCCAUGAAGUUGGUGGAAAUCGAGGGAUCGCACACUGUGCAAAACGUCUAUGAGUCCCUUGAUCUACAUGUUGGUCAAUGCGCUUCCGUGUUGGUCACUGCUGAUCAAGAGGCUAAAGACUAUUACUUGGUCGCGUCUAGCAGGUUCUUGAAGAAUGAAAAAUUCUCUACCGUGGCUAUCAUCCGAUAUGCCAAUGGCAAGGGACCGGCAUCCUCUGACCUCCCAGCACCUCCACCAGAAAACACACAAGGCAUUGCCUGGUCCAUGAACCAGUUCCGCUCAUACAGGUGGAACCUUACUGCUAGCGCUGCCCGCCCCAACCCUCAAGGAUCCUACCACUACGGAAAGAUCAACAUCACCCGCACUUUGAAGAUUGUCAACACUAGGAGUCAAGUAGAUGGAAAGCUAAGAUUUUCCUUGAACGGUAUCUCCCACGCAAAUUCAAGUGUUGUUGAUUAUUUUGCUUGA
Capsicum annuum is the source of this 1341-nucleotide messenger RNA. Its product is annotated as L-ascorbate oxidase homolog. The record is from RefSeq and is a predicted model, not a curated record. Bases 157 to 1341 code for a protein of 394 amino acids. Lineage: Eukaryota; Viridiplantae; Streptophyta; Magnoliopsida; Solanales; Solanaceae. The transcript is spliced from 2 exons. Gene Ontology annotation, molecular function: oxidoreductase activity; copper ion binding.